AUGGAUGACGAUACCAAGGCACCUUCGGGUGCCUCCCACGGCCUCAAAUCCGACAACAUCUCUACUGAUAGCGAUCCCGUCCUUACCCCCGGGCCCGAAGCUCCUGCCUCUCCCAACUCCUUGCCCGCCGACUCUUCCCUACUUGAUACACCAAUGCUAGGUGCCACGACACCCAGAAGCUCGCUUCAUUCGAGAAAUCCAUCCUUCUCUGGCAGCAGCUCUAACCAUGAAGAUUGGGACGCUCUGCCACCUCUCGAUCGAUUGACAGUCCUCGAUCUACUCGACAACUUCGCGCUGCCCCAGCAGCUUGAGAAGCUGCAAAAGGGCAUCUCUGCUCAGACGGACAAAGUUAGGCGAUCGAGAGAGGCGAUCAAGUCCAAGACAGCGCUCGCUCGUGAUCGCAUGGUUGAGGAAUGGCGGCGCCGCGUUCCUUCGGCUGACGAACAGCUCGAUCGCUACCGCAAGCAGAUGCAACGCCGUGUCGACAAGCUAGGAAAGCGUUGGAACGACACAAAGGUUAUCAGCGCACGGGAAAAGGUGUCCUUCAUCUUUGGCGUCAUGAACAUAUUCGUCAGCGGAUACCUCAUCGGCGGAUUCCCAGAGUACUUCCACCUGUGGUACACGGUGCAACUGUUGUACUUUAUGCCUAUCCGCUUCUUCACUUACCAUCGACGCGGCUACCACUACUUCCUGGCGGAUCUAUGCUACUUCGUCAACUUUCUGCUCUUCCUCUCCAUUUGGGUCUUCCCUAGUUCGAAGCGACUUUUCCUUGCCGCUUACUGUCUCGCGUUUGGAAACAAUGCAGUUGCUAUCAUCAUGUGGCGCAACUCACUCGUCUUUCACAGCUUCGACAAGGUCACUUCGCUCUUCAUUCACAUCAUGCCUUGUGCAACUCUACAUUGCAUCGUCCACCUGUUGUCUCCGGAAACCCAGAGGGAACGAUUUCCAGCGAUCUGGACCGUCAAAACUUCGCCUCCAGGAUCACCCACUGCAUAUGCGAACGUUGUCUCCAUGCUGGCUUGGAGCACGAUCCCGUACACUAUCUGGCAGCUUUCGUACUACUUCUUCAUUACGGUCCGUCGGAAGGAGAAGAUUGCGGCCGGUCGGCCCACCUCGUUCACUUGGCUGCGAAAGUCGUACUCCAAGACAUGGAUCGGGAAGUUGGUGCUGGCACGACCUGAGCGCAUGCAAGAAGCUUGUUUCAUGAUGAUUCAGUACUCUUACGCUGUUCUCACCAUGCUUCCUUGCCCUCUUUGGUUCUUGAGCCGCUGGGCCUCCACCGUGUUCCUCAUCGCGGUCUUUACAUGGAGCAUCUACAACGGCGCCACAUACUACAUUGACGUGUUUGGUGUUCGGUUCCAGAAGGAAUUGGAGGCUAUGAAGGCGGAGGUGAUUCAAUGGCAGAACUCGCCAGAACACAUGCCACACUCGCCUCCUUUGGGGCCUAGGCCGGAAGGAUCCUCCGCUCCUGACCAGAUUCACAAAGGAGCGACUGGUUCCGUGUCUACCAGCCAGAUCCCAUCGAUGAACGAAGUAGCCCGCGAGAAAGACAUGUUGGGCGACACCUCCCUACCCACAGAUGAAGCCGCUCGGCCAGUGAGUGUGGAUAAGAUCCCUCUUCUCGACGAAACAAGGGGCUCGACCAGUACUGGAGUUGACGGGGAGCGUAAUGACGCGACUCGGGAGAGGAAGUCGGGUGAGACACCCGCUGCUUGA
Molecule: messenger RNA, 1716 nt
Organism: Fusarium keratoplasticum
Lineage: Eukaryota; Fungi; Ascomycota; Sordariomycetes; Hypocreales; Nectriaceae
Product: Glycerophosphocholine acyltransferase 1
Exons: 1
Coding region: 1-1716 (571 amino acids)
Biological process (GO): phosphatidylcholine biosynthetic process
Source: RefSeq, a predicted model, not a curated record